Molecule: messenger RNA, 1059 nt
Organism: Drosophila willistoni
Lineage: Eukaryota; Metazoa; Arthropoda; Insecta; Diptera; Drosophilidae
Product: regucalcin
Exons: 2
Coding region: 61-972 (303 amino acids)
Biological process (GO): L-ascorbic acid biosynthetic process
Molecular function (GO): gluconolactonase activity; calcium ion binding
Source: RefSeq, a predicted model, not a curated record
GUCUAAAAGCAGCAUUCGCCCCCCGUGUGUAGCAGUUGCCAGGAAUUCGCCAAAACAAAAAUGUCUUACAAAGUGGAAGCUCUCCCCGAUUCUUAUGCCUACUUGGGCGAAGGUCCCCACUGGGAUGUGGCACGUCAAAGCUUGUAUUAUGUUGACUUGGAACGCGGUUUUAUCCAUCGUUAUGACUACAAACAGAAUAAGGUGUACAAGGCCAAAGUGGAGGGUGAAACAUUUGCCACUUUCAUAUUGCCCAUUGAGGGCAAACCACUCGAAUUUGCCGUUGGCUGUGAUCGUCGUGCGGUAAUUGUUAACUGGGAUGGCGUCUCGACAGUGGCCAAAGUGGUGCGAACACUAUUCGAGGUGCAGCCCGAUCUAAAGGACAAUCGUCUUAAUGAUGCAAAGACCGAUCCUCGUGGUCGUUUCGUUGGUGGCACCAUGGCUUGCACCGGCAAUAUUUUCGCUCAACGCAAAGGUGAACUGUACUCGUGGCAAGCUGGCGGACAGGUGAAGCUGAUCAAAAGCGAUGUGGGCAUUUCCAAUGGCUUGGCUUGGGAUGAGAAGGCCAAGAAGUUCUAUUACAUUGAUACCAAUGACUUUGAGGUUAAGGCUUUCGACUAUAACGUAGAUACAGGAGCUGCUAGCAAUCCCAAGGUUAUUUUCAAUCUGCGUCGCAACAAUCCACAGGAUAAUCUGAAACCCGAUGGCAUGACUGUUGAUACCGAUGGCAACAUCUAUGUGGCCACUUUCAAUGGUGCCACCGUCUUCAAGGUUAAUCCAAGCACUGGCAAAGUUCUGCUGGAGAUCACCAUACCCACGAAACAGAUCACUUCUGUCGCCUUUGGUGGACCAAAUUUGGAUAUUCUCUAUGUGACAACAGCUGCGAAUAAUGAGCAACCUGCUCCAGCUGGCACCACCUACAAGGUGACCGGCCUAAACGCUAAAGGUCUUCCUGGUGUCAGUCUAAAAAUCUAAAGAGGCUCUAGCUAUCUAUAUAAACGUAAUCAUAUUGUUAAUAGUUUUUGAUCUAUUAAAUAUAAUACAUAUAUAUUUUCUAUAAAA